CCUGUUUAAUGUGACCAUUAUGAAGUGACUGGUAUGUGAACAGGAUGUUUAGAUAGAUGUUCAGCUGUGUGUGUGUGUGUGUGUGUGUGUGUGUGUUUAUAAGUGCUGGACUCUGUUUCUUUAUGAGGCCUCAUUUGUCUUUGCAGGAGGGUGUUAGCACCCACUGAUAGCCGCUCUAAAGGAUUACACACACACACACACACACACACAAACCUAGACACACACAUACACACACACACUGAUCUGUCCCAAGCUGUUAAAACUCUCCACAUUCAAGGCCACUUGGCAGAAGAGGGAAAUAAUACAGACAUGUUAAUUACGAACACACAUUAAAAUACAAGUGUAUUCUUAUGUAUUCCAAGUAUAUAUUAAAUAUUACAUAAAAUAAAAUAUUACAUUACAUUAAGUAAUUAUAUAUGAAUUCAUUUCAUUAGUGUGUUUUAGUGCAGUCAUUAGUCUGUCGCUUUUGUACUAAUAAUUUAAAUAAGGCUUUACAAAGCAGAAGGAGAGAACAGAAAGUCUAACAGAGAGAAAGAGAAAGAGAGAGUUAGGGAGCGAGACAGAAACAGAACUAAACCCAAUGUAACACAACACAGAACACACACCUCACUGGAAAUGAGACAUGACGCAUUUCACACUCACUCCACAAAUCUCCUGAGGCCAAGGAUGGACGGAUGGGCGCUACCGCUUCUUGUGGGCGUGCUCUUUGUCUGUGGAGGAGUUUCAGGCUCGGAGCAUGAGCUCGGUGCCCAUCCACGCUUCAUCUGCACCCCCAUUCCACCCGAUGCCCCCUGCGUCCCCUCUGAAAACACUGGCCACCACAGCGGCCAUCACAGUGGCCAUUAUGGCGAGCAUCACAGCAGGCACCACAGCGGCCAUUACAGUGGCCAUCACGGUGACUCCUGGUGGGGCGUAUCGGAUGAGGCCACGCCCACCAUCUUGCACCUGCGUGAGAGCUUAGUGCAGCAGAAAGAGACGAUUUUGGACCAGAGGGAAACGAUCCGCGAGCUCACCUCCAAGCUGGCGCUCUGCCAGGGCUUCGGGCACAGCCUGGGCGGACAUGAGCAUGGACACUCCCAGUACAGGCCUUACCAUGGCAACGAGGAGCACACGGACGAUGAGACGAUGAGUCUAUCUCACUCGAGCUCUCCGGAGCAGAUGAGCCACAUGCUGACAACGUUAAAGGAGAGACUGGAAAACCUGCAGACACAGAACACGUCCACUGCAUACUCCGCCUCUCUGAAGGAGCUGCUGCGGAGGAAGAUCUCCGCUCUCGAGCAGCAGAUGCUGCAUCAUGCUGCGUCCAUCACCGACGGCAACCAUCACCAUGGUGAUGAUGAGGAUGACGACGAUCACCAUGAUGGCCAUCACGACGACGAACACCAUGAUGGGCAACGCGACAGUAACAACAAUCACCACGAUGACAGUCACCAUGACGGCGGCCACCAGAGGACAUCUCACCGCUCGCAGGAUCGCAGGACGACGCAUGACGAGCUGGACAAAGUGCUGAAGCAGCUCACACACGGUGCACGCUCCAACACAGGUACGAGAAAGAGAAGUAAAUCUUCCAGAAGUUUCCAGAUUGGCUUCCCCAUGCGCACAAACUACAUGUAUGGGAAGGUUAAGCGAACUGUGACGAGUGAGAUCUACGCCAUGACACUGUGUAUGUGGCUGAAGGGCGGAGCCUCUGGCAUCGGCACGCCCUUUUCCUACUCCGUCCCUGGGCAAGCGAACGAACUGGUGCUGAUUGAGUGGGGGGACAAGCCGAUGGAGCUGCUCAUCAAAGACACGGCAGUGAUAUUACCCCUCUCACUGCAUGAUGGGAAAUGGCACCACGUGUGUGUGACAUGGUUGGCACGGGACGGAGUAUGGGAGGUUUAUCAGGACGGAGCAAAGAGAGGAUCGGGGGAUAAUCUUAAUGCCUGGCAACCCAUCAAACCUGGAGGAGUGUUUAUUUUGGGACAGGAGCAGGACUCACUCGGUGGACGUUUCGAUGCCACCCAGGCUUUUGUUGGUGAAAUCUCAGACCUGCAGCUAUGGUCUCACACACUCACACACCACGACAUCUACAGCCUCGCGUCCUGCCGAGGUCACAUGACUGGUGAUGUCAUAAGCUGGGCGGAGUCAGUGGUGGAGCUGCACGGUGGGGUCACCAAGUACCCGUUUGAUCCCUGCCACUAAGGCUACAUUCCUAAAUAUAGUAUAUACAUUUUCAAAAAAAUUAGGAAUUGAUGAAGAGGGUCUGGUGAGGGAAAAGCUGCUCUGAGAACAGGAACAAAAUGAUAAAUGUACCUAUAAAUGGAUAAAAAAUACAUUCUUGGAUAAGUUUAAAAUUGUAAUAAUUGGAAAAUCAAUGUGGUGAAAGUGGAAUAAAACACAUCGUGACGUACUGCUGUAGAAAAAUAAUCAGCUUCAGGGUGGUAACAGUGACUCCGCCUCAUCGCACCACCCUGGCACUGAUUAUUUUCCUCUAACAGCACAACUCCAAGUGUGUUACUCCUUAUAUAUUGAACCAGAUGUAUGAGAGCAGUGGGUAGAAGUCAGUUACGAGUUCUUAGUCAUCAUUUGUUAUUGUAAUAGUUAUGAACACCGUUUUAAAUUCAGUAGACUAGUGCUCAAAAUCACACUCUCACUACGUACUUGACUCAGAAAUAACAAAAUGGCCGCCCUGAACUUUUUUUUAACCUCCUUGUUUGCAUCUUAGCUACAUUCUUACUUCAGUGCAUACUAUGCAGGAACACAAUUUGAGACACAAACAAUUCUCUAUGAAAAGGCAGCCUUUCUUCCAAAGUAGGUGUGACCCGAGCUUUGCUUUUUCACAGAAAGUGAACUGAAAGAUACAGCAAUACCAAAGAAGUUAGCUAAAGCAUUAGCAUUUGUAACCAUUAGAAAAGUAGCUUUAUGUUCAAAAUCAUUUUUUGAAACUGUUACAGGAAGAAAUUUCAUAUUUCAAAUGUUUGAAUGCUCAAAAAAAUUAUUUUAUGAACAUCUAGUGCACUACAGAGUGCGCUGUAGAGCUGUGUGCUUAGGUAGGAUGUAGAGAUUACAAGGAGCUGAAUGCCAAAUAGUUCUCUAAUGAAUAAGGCAUGAAAUAUUAUGACACUAGAUAUCUAGUGGACUAUGUAGUGCAAUCAUAUAGUGCACUAGAUUUCAGAAGCUGUAAUUUACAGCCUAGUGAACAUGGAUAAUUUCCAACUGAAUCUGCUCUCGUAUAUAAAGUGCACUAUAUAGGGUGCACUACAUAGGGAGAGAUCACGUCAUACUCAGUGUAGAGCACACAUUUAUAGAUUUAUACAGCAAUGUGGUGAACCUGUACAUGUAGCACUAGUUAGGGUGUAGGAAGCAUUUCUACAUGGCGUAUUCUAUCCCCGUUCAGAUAUAUAGUGCACUAGUUAGUCACUAAGUACGAAGAUAUUUGGUACUGAGCCUGGGAAAGCGAUAUAUUUUUUUGAAAGGUUCUUUAUUAUUCUUUUUUUUUUAAACAUAAUUAUUAAACUUAUGAUUUUAAUAAAAUGUAACAAAAGUGACAUUUCCUCUCUUGUGAUUCAUGAGUGUGUAUGAUUAUAUGUGCAAACAAAUAAACUGGACAAGUUUGGAGUAUUCUGUUCAAUACGGUUUGUAUUGUCAAAAGUAAGCAGCAGGGGGCGACUGAAGCUGGACAGAGUAAAGUAAGACAGAA
Pangasianodon hypophthalmus (striped catfish) is the source of this 3679-nucleotide messenger RNA. Its product is annotated as neuronal pentraxin-2. Lineage: Eukaryota; Metazoa; Chordata; Actinopteri; Siluriformes; Pangasiidae. Bases 616 to 2181 code for a protein of 521 amino acids. The record is from RefSeq and is a predicted model, not a curated record. The transcript has 5 exons.